This is a messenger RNA of Eimeria tenella, 355 nucleotides long. RefSeq lists its product as uncharacterized. Lineage: Eukaryota; Apicomplexa; Conoidasida; Eucoccidiorida; Eimeriidae. The transcript has a single exon. The record is from RefSeq and is a predicted model, not a curated record. The annotation marks the transcript as partial.
AUGUCUUGCAGCAGCAGCAGCAGCAGCAGCAGCACCCAUAACGGCUGCAGCAAAAGAAGCAGCAAGGGAUCCCAGAGCUCUCUCAAAGACUUCUUCAGCCCCCAUAACGGGGCCCCCAGCAGGGCCCUAUUGGGGGCCCCGGGGGCCCCCGGGGCCCCCCAGGGGGGCCCCCCGGGGGCCCCCAAUGGGGGCCCCAAAGUGGGGCCCUCCUCAGAAAUCAUUGACCUCACAGAGGGCCCCAAGGAGGGGGGCCCCCCUGGCCAGGGGGCCCCCCAGCCCCAUUUGCUGCCAGCCCGGAAGCGGACUCUGCCGUGGGAGCAGCAGCGCGCUGCUGCAGCAGCAGCAGCAGCAGCAG